CACGCCCCCAGUGGGCGUGUCCUGUGACGAGUUGCAAGGAGGUUGUGGAAGAAGGAGACGAGCUGACCUACAAGGAGAAUACAAUGAAAGGAUUAAAAGUGGAUGCUUGAUCUACUUGGUCCUCAACGACACAUUUGAGAAAGUAGUACCUUUGGCCACGCCCCCCUGCCAUCAAAGAGAAUCAUAACACAAGAUGGCAUCCGGCCGCCUGCUGCUGCUGGUGACCUUUUUGCUUCCUGUCGCCGGGAGAGAACCCGCCGCCACUGACUCAGACUCAGUCGCCACGGGGACGUCCUCCGAAGACGAGUCCUCCUCUGAGGAGAUGUCCACGAGCAGCGAACACCUGUCGCAUCAAGCGAUAGUGCCGCGGUGGACGUCCCCGGAGAAGAUGGACCAAGAGCUGUACGUCCUUCCCGCCAGUGCCAGCGUGAAGUUCCGUUGCCCGGCGACGGGGAGUCCGCCGUUACAGCUGCUCUGGUACAAGAACGACAAAGACGUGCGUCAGGAACAAAGACUCGGCGGCUACAAGAUCAGAGACCACGCGUGGACGCUGAAAUUGGACUCGCUGGUCCCGUCCGACCGAGCCAACUACACGUGCGUGGUGGAGAACGAGCACGGCAGCAUCCGACACGUGUACCGACUGGACGUCAUCGAGCGCCCCGCCUCCAGACCCCUCCUCCAGGCCGGCAUGCCGGCCAAUCAGACGGCGGUGGUCGGCAGCGACGUGGCGUUCACGUGCCGCGUCUUCAGCGACGCGCAGCCUCACGUGCAGUGGGUCAAACACGGCCGCCAAGCCGACGGAAGCCCGAGCCGACUCGUCGUCAAGACGGUGAACUUGAACACAACCGAAGAAAACAUGGAGGUUCUCACGCUAAAGAACAUAAGCACCGCCGACGCCGCCGAGUACACGUGUGUGGCGACUAACUCCGUUGGCGUCACGCAACACUCAGCCUGGCUCACCGUGCUCAAAGAUCCGCCCCCCGCCCCGCCCUCCUCCUCCAACUACCUGCUCACCUUCCUCUCCUGUCUGGGCUUCUUCAUCUUCCUCACCCUGGUCUUCACGGCCGUCAUCUGCAAGUUCUGCUCCGUCCCCAGGAAGAGCGCGGUCAGCAGCCAGCUGGCGGUCCACAAGCUGGCAAAGAGCGUCGCCCUGAAGAGACAGGUGUCCCUGGCGUCAUCGUCCCCCUGGCAGUCCAAGAGGCCUCAGUUCAGCGGCCAGCAGGUUCCCUACAACCCUCGGUGGGAAAUUGCCCGCGACAGGCUGGUGCUGGGCAAGCCGCUGGGGGAGGGCUGCUUCGGACAGGUGGCCUUGGCGGAGGUGGCGGGCCUGGACGAGGAGCGGCCGGCGUGCGUCACCAAGGUGGCGGUGAAGAUGCUGAAAGCGGACGCCGGCGAGAAGGACCGGCUGGACCUCAUCUCCGAGAUGGAAAUGAUGAAGACGAUCGGUCGCCACAAGAACAUCAUCAACCUGAUCGGCGCCUGCACGCGUGACGGCCCGCUGUACGUGGUGGUGGAGUACGCCGCGCUGGGGAACCUCCGAGAGUAUCUACGCGCUCGCCGGCCUCCCGCCUCAGAGUACUCGGGCAAGGCGGCACCGGGCGGCGUGGAGCUACGAGAGCUGGUGUCGGCGGCGUACCAGGUGGCCCGAGGAAUGUCCUACCUGGCGUCCAAGAAGUGCGUCCACCGAGAUCUGGCGGCCCGCAACGUGCUGGUCACCCACGACAACGUGAUGAAGAUCGCCGACUUUGGCCUGGCCAGAGACGUGCACCACGUGGACUACUACAAGAAGACCACCAACGGUCUGUUGCCCGUCAAGUGGACCGCGCCCGAAGCGCUGUUUGACCGCGUCUACACGCACCAAAGUGACGUGUGGUCUUACGGUGUCCUGCUUUGGGAGAUUUUCACACUGGGAGGUUCUCCUUAUCCCGGCGUUCCUGUGGAGAACCUCUUCAAGCUCCUGAAGGAAGGUCAUCGCAUGGAAAAGCCUUUGGAGUGCACGCAUGAGAUCUACGUCAUGAUGCGAGACUGCUGGCACGCCGUCCCGUCCUGUCGGCCAACUUUCCAGAGGCUGGUGGAAGAUCUGGACAGAACGCUAGCUCUGGUAGCUAAUCAGGACUAUCUGGACUUGUCCCUCAGCCACAACCCUCUGCUUGGCUCCUCCCACUGGACCCGGGCCACGUAGACGCCGUCUUUGUUGUCUGUACUGGCAAUGUUGUAAAUAAGUGUCAAUAUGAGGGAGCGACGUGUCAAUCAAAUUUUUUCUUGUCUUGGUGAGAGUUUGAUUGACAGGGAACAGAAAACACGCUUGAUGCUUCAAACUUUUAAUUUAUGCAAAUGAGGUCACGUCUUAAAGGACGCUCCGUGUCCGGCACGAAGGCGUCCUGGAGACAAUAAAUAUCUGGAUUCCUUCUUCUACUGGUGGCCGCUUGGCCCCGCCUCCUGGCCCUGCAGCGAGCGCUUCCUGGCAAAGAGGUGGGUGGGGUCGCGACCCCGGAAGCCGGGCUGGACGUUGAAGACAGGAACGUUCCUCCAGCUGGCCGGGUCGCUGAAGGUGGCGGCGGCCUGGCCGGCCUCGCACUCUUUGCUCUGGACCAGCUGGAGGAAAGUCUCCAUGUCUGGCCCCAAACGGGCCAGCAGGCCGGCUCGCACCGCCGCCACCGUCUGCUCGUCGCACGCCUGCAGCGUCUGAAGCAGCGUGCUGUAGUACCUGGACGCAGCACGGGUCAGAGGUCAAUAGGAGGAGUCUUCAUUGACUGAGGGGGGCGUGUCCUUACCUGUUCGGGAAGUGGGCGGGCACCUGCACCACCUCCCCGAAGGCGUCCGGGUUGGUGCGCGCGACCGUGCAGAUGUCCAGGCUGCUGAAGCACUCUUCCUCCACCUGAGGCACGCAAACACAAGUCAGUCAGGGGGGGCGGGGUUUGAGGGCGGAGCUUAAAAACAUGUCCCUCCCGCUGACCUCGGCGAUCAUCCUCUGGAAGAUGUUACAUCGGCGGAUGGUUUGGAAAACCUUGUUGCCGAUUCCCUGAGCGAUGCAGUGCAGACUCUUCUUGACAAAGGUUUUACCCUGCAAACAUACAGAUUUUUACGUCUAAUCCCUCUUGGAACACCAAACUGCGCCCAGGACCCAACCUCCAGGCUGAUGAUUUUAGCUUGUCCUGAUGAAUUUGGAGGUAAUCCUCCUUUUUCAUUAUCCCAUUUAAAGCACCAGAGCAAAAUACUACAACCACCACGCUUGAUGGUAGGUUUGGUGUUCCUGGGAUUAAAGGCCUCACCUUUAGGGAGAAAUACAGAGCGCCAAUAAACCUUAAAGGCACUGCCUUUGCGUGCCGGUCCAAUCACGUAAUAUCUACGGCUUUUCACACACACAAGUGAAUGCAAGGCAUACUUCGUCAACAGCCAUACAGGUCAUGCUGAGGGUGGCCGUAUAAACAACUCUUAACACUGUUGAAAAUAUGCGCCACACUGUGAACCCACACCAAACAAAAAUUUCGGGAGAACAUCCGCACAGUAACACAACAGAACAAAUACCCAGCACCCCUUGCAGCACUAACUCUUCCGGGACGCUACAAUAUACAAAGAGAAAUUAAAAAAUCAUGUAAACAAACACCUUGGGCCAUAACAGGUAAAUUAAUAACAGAUUUGUUUGAAUGUAAACAUUUAAAAAAAAAAAACACGCCUUGUAGCAAAUACUGUGAUGAU
Molecule: messenger RNA, 3699 nt
Organism: Nerophis ophidion (straightnose pipefish)
Lineage: Eukaryota; Metazoa; Chordata; Actinopteri; Syngnathiformes; Syngnathidae
Gene: fgfr1b
Product: fibroblast growth factor receptor 1b
Exons: 17
Coding region: 194-2182 (662 amino acids)
Biological process (GO): positive regulation of cell population proliferation; multicellular organism development; positive regulation of kinase activity
Cellular component (GO): membrane; signaling receptor complex
Molecular function (GO): fibroblast growth factor binding; ATP binding; fibroblast growth factor receptor activity
Source: RefSeq, a predicted model, not a curated record